AUGAAAACUUUGGGAUUAUAUAAUUGCAUUAUUCAAUAUUUCAAUAGAAACAGAAACUAUUCUAUUACUAAUAAUAAGAUGUGUAUAUAUUUUAAUUUAAAUCUUAUUUUAUUAUUAUUUUUAAUUACUUUUAAUUUAUUAUCAAAUUCGUUUUUAUCAUUAUGUUCCAAUUUACCUAAAUCAACAAAAUUAACAACUUUGAAUACUUUGAAUCAAUUUAAACAUUGUUGUGAUGAUGGAUUAAUUGCUGCUCAUAGUUUAGAUUUACCAAUUUUAACAAGUCAAACCAGUAUAACUAAUACUGAAACAUGUGCAGAGAUAUUACAAUUUGGUACAUCAGUAGUUGAAGAUGAUGCUGAAAAUUUAUCUUCAAAUCAUUUUUGGUGUCAACGUGUUCAACAUUUCUGUUGUUUAUCAGCUAGAAGAUUAAAAGCUUGUCAAAUUGGUUCAGAUCAUGUUAUUAAAUAUAAUUCAAAUAAUUGUUCGAUUGGUGAGUUUAAUCAUUUAAUUGACAAGAGAUUAACACCAAUCGCUCGGGAAUGUUGUCUAUGCCAGUUAAUAUGGCGUAAAAGUUUAAUAAAUGAAAAUAACUUAUUCAAAGAUAAUCCAGAGUCUGUACAAAGUGUUUGCCCCAAUGGAAAUUGUUGUAAUUUUCUUAAUAAGAUAUUAAUGGAAGGUAAUACAACUUCAGCCAAAUCAUCAAUGAUCAUGUCUGAUGAUCCUAAUGUUCAUAGAAUUAUAACGGAAUAUUUAACUACUACUGAAGAAAUUGCUAUGUUGAUGACCACUUCAUCUACACCAAUUACAACGGAAAAAUCAUGUAUUCGUGAGGUCCCAUGUGGUUACGGUUAUGUAUUAAAUCCUAGAACUCAACAAUGUGAAGAUGUUGAUGAAUGCAAAGUCGAUCCACUUAUAUGCGGUAAAGGUAUGGCAUGCAUAAAUGUUCGCGGAGGUCAUAAAUGCGUUGAUUAUCAUUGCCCUGGAAAUGCAAAGCGAAACAAAAUUGGUGAUUGCGUUCCAUGUCCUACAGGAUAUGUAUACAAUGCCUCAAGCGGAGUAUGCGAUGAUAUUGAUGAGUGUCAACAAGCGAAUAAAUGUAGAUCUUGGGAGAAAUGCAUUAACGAACGUGGCUUCUUUUUAUGUGAAGCCAAAUUAAAUUGUGCUCAUGGUACGCGAAUUAAUGCCAAUGGUACAGAAUGCAUAGACAUAGAUGAAUGUUUGGAAAGAAGUUUUCACUGUGAUGAUGGGAAAAUAUGUGUUAACACCCUAGGUUCAUACUACUGUACAGAAUCCAAUUGUACUGUAACUCAAAUAUAUGAUUAUCAAGACAGAAAAUGUACUUGUGAGAAAGGAUAUCAUAUUCUUGAAAAUGAAUGUGUAGAUAUUGAUGAAUGCUCUGAAAACAAGCAUAACUGCACCUACGACAGUACUUGUAUGAAUCAUAUCGGAGGAUUUCGCUGUAUACGAAUAGAAGAAUGUCCAUCAGGUUUAAAACGAAAAUCUCAAUUUUCAAGAUGUGAAGAUAUAAAUGAAUGUGAAUUGAACAGAGACAGUUGUGGUGCUCAUACAUUUUGUAAAAAUACUAUUGGUUCUUAUCAGUGUAUAUGUAAACAUGGAUAUAAGAAUAUUAAUGAAACAGAUUGUACAGAUAUUGAUGAAUGUUCAAUAUUUACACCAGCGGAAUCUUGUCCUGAUACAAGGGCCCGGUGUGUGAAUACUCAAGGAAGUUACGUUUGUGUCUGCCCUGAAGGUUUUAUUUGGUUAGGUUAUCCAGACUUAAAAUGCAAAGACGUUAAUGAAUGCACUGAAAAAUCAGAUAUUUGUGGAAAAGAACACCAGUGUGUAAAUAUGAUUGGCGGUUAUCGAUGUCAGUGUGCUCCUGGAUAUAAAAAUGGAGAAAAUGAAAAAUCGUGCGUUGAUAUCGACGAAUGCAAUGUGAAACCGUACAAUAAUGAUAUUAACUAUAUAUCACCAUGUCCAUAUUCAUUAUGUAUUAAUCAACCUGGGAGUUAUCAAUGCCAAUGUCCUGAUGGAUUUCGGCUAGGGAGAGGAAAUCGAUGUUAUGAUAUUGAUGAAUGUCAUGAAAUGGAAAAUGUGUGUAAAUCAAAUAAUCCAUAUGCUCCAAGUCAAGCCUGUAUAAAUCUUAUGGGCAGUUAUCGAUGUGUAUCUGACGAGACUCCACCAAAUUAUGUGAAGCAUAGACUUGGUAAUGGAUUCAGGUAUGAACUUAAAGAUAAUACAAAAUGUUCAAACAUUGGAGAAAAAUGUAUUCAACGAAUGGAUGAUUUAUUUAUUGAACUAGAUCAAGAUGCACGUGUACCACAAACAUUAGCGCGAAUCGAUACUAAAGGUUUACCGACGGGUGUCGUACGAAUAGAUUUAAGUAAACAUUAUGCAUAUCAAGCAUAUAGUGGAAAACAAAUUCCUGUUUCAACAGCAUUUCGUCUACAACCAAGUCGUUCACACGCUGGCAGUGUUGAAGUUCGCCUACUUCGUAAAUUACCAGCCCCAAUGAAUAUUCUAAUAUCCGUUCAUGUGACAAUAUCCAAAGGUGAUAUAGAAAUUGCACAUGCUGUCACUAAACUUUACCUGUUUGUUACACAAUCAUUUUCUGAACGAUUGAGAACAAGCAGAAUAAUUCAAAGAGGAAUAAUUUAA
Schistosoma mattheei is the source of this 2658-nucleotide messenger RNA. The record is from the annotation of a GenBank genome assembly. Lineage: Eukaryota; Metazoa; Platyhelminthes; Trematoda; Strigeidida; Schistosomatidae.